GAACUUCUUCGUGUUCCAAAGUGGUCCGAUUCAAGCUGUGAGACGGUCGCUUUUCCUCCAUACCGCUUUUAUCCAGAUAAACAGGUCCAUGUGCAGAUAACCGCCAAUCACAUGAAUCUAAAUGAUUCUGAAACUGUGCACGACGCCAUUGCUUCCUGGACUGAAAACAAUAAUACAAAGAAUUUUACAGUUUGCGCAAUGCAAUCUAGUAGAAAGAGGAAGAACUUUAAUCCAUUUGCGACUGUUGAUUGGAUGCCGUAUCAGGGAGCACCGCCCGAAGGAAUGACGGGAGAAAUCAAGAUGCAGAAAUGGUGGUCUGGAACAAAUUGUGCUAAUGUAACUUUUCCCAAGAACAAGUUUAAGGACGAACCUGUAGUACUCAUAACAGCAGAACAUCUAAGGACUGGUAAGGAGUAUGAUGCCGCGCUGAUCUGGACAGAGGAUAUAACCAAGGACUCAUUUAAAGUCUGCCUCCGAGAAUUGCAAAACUUUGAUGGAAAACAUGAAGACAUUAGUGUGAACUGGUUGGCAUUUUCUAAACUUCACAAACCGCUCUUCACUGAACAUGGCUCUGUCAAGUUUCCAAACACAAACCCACCAACAGAUGAAAACAACAACGCUUAUUGCGAGUUUGUGCAGUUUGUACGAAGUUAUAACAAUACACCAUCAGUCCUGGUAUCAGCCAAUCACAGCACAACAGCAAGUGGAAACUUGGCACCAGUUCAUAACGGUAUCACAACAUGGAUUGAGAACAUGAAUACGUCUGGAUUCAGAACUUGUGUCAAGGAGCUGUUUGCGACAAGAUAUGAUCCAGUUUCAGUUAGUUAUGCCGUCGUAACAGACAUCUGUGAUCCUGGUUGGAGCUACUUUAAUGGCUACUGCUACUUCACAAGUGUCAGUUGUACAAACUGGACCACAGCGGUACAAAAAUGUCGACAAGAAGACUCGGUCCUUGUUGAUGUCAGUAGCGAUGAAGAAAAUGUCUAUUUACAGCAUCGACAUAUUGGCGCGAAAUCUUGGCUGGGCUUGAAUGAUAGAACCAUAGAAGGCAACUUUACUUGGGUGGAUCGAGGAGAAGGAAACUUUACAGCUUGGGCCAAAAAUCAGCCAAAUAAUUUCAGAGGAGAAGAUUGUGUGCACGCACUUGGUGUGGAAUACAGCUAUGAAUGGAAUGACGUGCAGUGUAGUGAUUGUCAUCCAUACACAUGUAAGAAAGAUCUAAAUGAAUGUGAUAGAAAUACAAAUGACUGUCAUCAGCAUGCCAGUUGUACAAAUGAACGUGGAUCAUAUUCGUGCAAGUGUGACCGUGGCUUUAUUGGGGAUGGCUUUAAGUGCGGUCCCAUCAUAACGGAUUCCUGUUCUGCAAGGAGGAAAUACGUUAGUGUAAGCGGAAAUUGCAAAAUUGAUCCAGAUGGCGCGGGAGGCCUUACACCAUUCACCGUUUACUGCGACAUGAGUGACAAGAAUGGAGUUGGCGUGACAGUCAUCAGUCACGACAGUGAAAGCAGAACGCACGUGCAUGGGUAUGGUGGUGCUGGUAGUUACUCACGUGACAUUCAUUACACAGGAGCGAGUCUCUCUCAGCUGGCGAGUCUCACCAGAGUGUCAUCACACUGUGAGCAGUUUAUCAAGUACGAGUGUUAUAAUUCAGUGAUGUUUACUAGGUUUUCAAACACAAACCCACCAACAGAUGAAAACAACAACGCUUACUGCGAGUUUGUGCAGUUUGUACGAAGUUAUAGCAUUACACCAUCAGUCCUGAUAUCAGCCAAUCACAGCACAACAGGAAGUGGAAACUUGGCACCAGUUCAUAACGGUAUCACAACAUGGAUUGAGAAAGCUACACUUGCUGACAGCGCCAUACAAGAAACUCGUCUGGCUCGCACUCAAAGGAUUUAUCUGCUGCAAACUGGCAAGCUCAACAUGUCGCAGACAUUUCAAGGUUGGAGUUGUAGCAGUGGAUGUUCACCUCCUCUAAAUUGUCGACUGGCUAUUUGUACGAACGUUGUAUUUCCUCAAACGUUCAGUGGAUCAGCAAAGGUUCAAGUGCAUGUGUCAAUGAGCCACGGUGAAGAGUUUUCACGUGUUCACUCGCCUUCUGCUGUGUGGGUUCAGUCCAUUAGUAAGCGUGGAUUUGAGGUCUGUUCACGUCAAACAGGGACUGGAUCAAAUAAAACUGGAAUUAUCAACUGGUUGGCCUAUCAAAAUUAUCCAAAAAUGAUGCAUGGCACUGUGACUUUUCAAGGAAUGUGGACAACAGAAACCAAGUGUGACAAAGUAACAUUCUCACAGAGCUUUGCUGGUAGACCUUCUGUGUUUGUCUCAGCUAAGUACGCUCGUAGUACAAAGGCUGAUGACGCAAUGUACCUUUGGUUGGAAAACGUGAAUUCUGGAAGUUUCGAAGUAUGCAUCCGGGAAUUCUUGCCAUUUGACGGAAAACACCAAGACAUAAUUGUGGUACGUGGAAUAUUUUUAAUGUAUUUUGAGACUUCAAGAGUUCAUUAG
Orbicella faveolata is the source of this 2505-nucleotide messenger RNA. RefSeq lists its product as uncharacterized. The record is from RefSeq and is a predicted model, not a curated record. Lineage: Eukaryota; Metazoa; Cnidaria; Anthozoa; Scleractinia; Merulinidae. Gene Ontology annotation, molecular function: protein binding.